Molecule: messenger RNA, 789 nt
Organism: Brassica napus (rape)
Lineage: Eukaryota; Viridiplantae; Streptophyta; Magnoliopsida; Brassicales; Brassicaceae
Product: brassinosteroid-responsive RING protein 1
Exons: 1
Coding region: 93-599 (168 amino acids)
Biological process (GO): protein ubiquitination
Molecular function (GO): ubiquitin protein ligase activity
Source: RefSeq, a predicted model, not a curated record
UUCACUCACAAUCCAAAACUCUCUCUCUCUCUCUCUCUCUCUCCUGUAUAUUAUCUUUACUUGUUACCAUUUUUCUCUCUAACGACGAGUCAAUGGGUUUUCCGGUGGGCUACUCCGAGCUCCUUCUCCCAAGAAUCUUCCUUCAUCUACUCUCUUUCUUAGGUCUGCUCCGAAAACUAAUCUCCACUAUUUUCUGGCUCAUUGGUUUACCCGAUUUCCUAGAACCCGAACCGGUUUCAUCUUCAUGGCCCGAGCCCCCACCAACCUCAAGCCACCAAGACUCUCACUUGUUUUCAGCAGCGCUUCUAGCUGGAGAUAUCUUGCCCGUUGUAAGAUUCUCGGAUCUAAACCUACCCGAGUCCGAAUGUUGUGCAGUGUGUCUCUACGACUUCGAGAACCACGAUGAGAUCCGACGGCUGACGAAUUGCAGGCAUAUAUUCCAUAAAGGAUGUUUGGACCGUUGGAUGAUGGAUUAUAAUCAGAUAACAUGUCCACUGUGUCGUACACAGUUUAUACCUGAUGAUCUUCAAGUGGCGUUUAAUCAUAAGCUUUGGGCUGAAUCUAGUGAAGUUUCUGAACUUCUUGUUGAAUCAUUUUAGGACAGUUCCUUUUCUCUAUCUUUAAAUUGUAAUAUAAUUUUUUAGUAUUUGUUUGAUGGAUGUAUAUAAAAAGAUAGUGAUUACUAUUUACAGGCUAGUGAAAGAAGAAGACGAAAUUUGUAUCAUCUAUCCGGAAAAAAGGAAAUUAAAAUUUUGAAUUAAUAUCAAUGUGUAGAAUUUUUUCCUGUUA